AUGUCGAAGCCUUGGGAAAACGUCCAAAGCACUCUCCGCAUCACUUCGUCACACCUCAACCUUGGGGUUGAUCACCACCGUUUUUUCCGCGACGUCCUGAUUCAAAUGACAGACUUGACAACUCGCAGUUUGCGAUCCUCACAAAUCCUCGAACAAGACGCGAAGGUGAUUCCACCAGAAGAAUAUCAAAAUUUGGUGAAUCAAACUGUUCAUUCGGUUAAAGAAUUGGGUGAGGUCGUCGAAAAAUUCACAAAAAUUAUUGAAAAUGAAUCGACUCAUCUAGUUCAUACGACCCUUAAAUUUAACGUUGCCAACAUUCUCUACACAUUAAAAGACUUGACAAAAUCUUUCAGUGGUCGCAUUGUAAUAUUAUCUUCCAAAGAAAUUACUUCAACGGUGCAGGCCUAUCUCAAAACAGCAUUUUCAAUUCUCAAAACACUCGACGACGACGUGACAGAAACGAUAUGUGACAACAUAACAACACUUUCAUCAAACAUCGCAAUAAUACUCUCAAACACCGACUCCUCUUCGUUCAUACCAGGUUCGGUUUUUGUUGCGUCACAGAUAACCAACAACGUUGGUCUUAUACUUCGUUCCCGUUGUCUUGGCUACUGCGAUGAUGUAGCGGAUGUUUUUGACUUUCUUGUGUCACGGUUGUGCACCGAGCCAACGCCUGCACUGCUGAAUAUAACCCAAAAUUUCCUCCUUAAAUGUCCUGAUCUAUUCCGCCUCGCUUCUCAUUUUGUCAAUCUCCCCAAUUUCCAAUUUUCCUCCGGUCCUCCCGCAAAAUCGCAUAUUCCAAACGUCACUUUCUCUUUACACGACGACGUCGUUUCGCGUGAUUUUGAGUUCCAAAAGAACAAAGAACUCGUGAAAGAAGAAUUUGUUACAGUCCCAUUCCAAGAAGCCGUAACAAAACUCAGCGACGUUUUUGCAAAAACGAAAGAGAUUGUGAACACAACAAGUAAUGACAUAGGAUUGAAUUUUGACGCAAUCUUCGAAAAAACAAAAAAAGUCCUUGAAAACGUCAAUAAAGAGACUUCAGACCGAACGUCUCAACAUCAGAACGACUCCCAAUCGGUCGACUUAAUCUGUGAACAACUGCUUGAAUUGUAA
Messenger RNA from Entamoeba invadens IP1, 1116 nucleotides. RefSeq lists its product as hypothetical. Lineage: Eukaryota; Evosea; Mastigamoebida; Endamoebidae. The transcript has a single exon. Bases 1 to 1116 code for a protein of 371 amino acids. The record is from RefSeq and is a predicted model, not a curated record.